This is a messenger RNA of Cervus elaphus (red deer), 11024 nucleotides long. RefSeq names its product paternally expressed 3 (gene PEG3). Lineage: Eukaryota; Metazoa; Chordata; Mammalia; Artiodactyla; Cervidae. Bases 563 to 7516 code for a protein of 2317 amino acids. Gene Ontology annotation, molecular function: RNA polymerase II cis-regulatory region sequence-specific DNA binding; DNA-binding transcription factor activity, RNA polymerase II-specific. Gene Ontology annotation, biological process: regulation of transcription by RNA polymerase II. The transcript is spliced from 11 exons. The record is from RefSeq and is a predicted model, not a curated record.
ACCAGACAAGGAGCCGCGGGCCCGGGGCUCGGUGCAGACGCUGGGAGCCGCGGGAGAAAGAGGUUGGAGCGGAGGAUCGGACAUGUCUACCCUUGGCUGCUGGCGCCACUGAGCGCCUGGAGCCUUGUGGGGGCACUAGACCUUGCACAGGCUGCGCUGUGGUCGAGCUGUCAGCCCGGGGCAGGGUGGUGCCUUGAGGUCCGGUGAGCUCUGCUCUCUUCUUCUCCGAGGUGAUCGGCGGGAGGAAGAGGGACUUGGUCCAAACGCCAGGUGUCUGGGUCCAGGUGCCUGGCAUUUUGACUCUGUUCCUGUGGAUAGCUACUUGUUCAGAAGUUCCGGAAGGGACCCUAUUCCCACCAGACAUUAAAAACAAUUUUUUUUAAACUUACUGGUUUUCCUUUUAAAACAAAAAAGAAUUUUUGCUGCAUGUGGUUUUGUCCUUCUCUGGAAGUAAAGUCAGAAGUACAAAACUGUCAGGUCCCUGAGCAGUGACUGCCCCUGCUGCUGCGUCUGCCCUGUUGGCGCAUGUUGGGUUCCUCCAGUGAAACUUUUCCUUAGAGACAUGCUGCCUCCCAAGUCCUUGUCCGCCACCAAACCCAAGAAGUCUUGGGCCCCAAACCAGUAUGAGCUAGACAGUGACUUGUCUGAGCCGGACGCCGUCCCAGGAGAAGGCGCCACUGACUCUGAGUUCUUUCAUCAGAGGUUUCGGAACUUCCUCUACGUGGAAUUCCUUGGGCCUCGGAAGACCCUUCUCAAACUCCGAAACCUCUGCCUCGAUUGGUUGCAGCCGGAGAUUCGCACCAAGGAGGAGAUUAUCGAGGUCUUGGUCCUGGAGCAGUACCUGACCAUCCUUCCGGAAAAGAUCAAGCCUUGGGUGCAGGCAAGAAAGCCGGAUAACUGCGAAGAGCUCGUUGCUCUGCUGGAAGAUUACGAGGAGAUGUACGAGCCGGAAGACGACAACAGCAGCGACACCCACAGCGAAGGUGGAGUGAGCCGGAGGGCCGCGGAGUCCCCGCCGCCGCGCCCCGCCCUCCCCUGCAGCGGUGACCGGGACCGGGACCAGGACUGGGACCAGGACUGGGAGCGAGACCGGGAGCGAGGCCGGGCGCGGGAGCGGGAGCGCCGCCGCGGCCGGAACCGGGACAUGGAGUCACGGGACCGCUGGCCGUCCGUCCGGAGCCCCAGGAGCAGGUUUCACCAGCGGGACCUCACCCUUCCUCUGGCGGAGAGAGCCAAGGAGAGAGAGCACAGACGCAGGGACUCCCUGCUGGAUUUGGACGCCAGAUCCGAGGAGGCGGUGUUGUACCAGGACAUGGUGGCCCUCACUGAGGAUCACAAGCCCCAGAACCCGAUUCAGGACAACAUGGAGAACUACCGGAAGCUGCUCUCACUGGGGGUUCAGCUUGCCGAGGACGACGGCCACUCACACAUGACCCAAGGCCACUCGUCGAGGUCAAAGAGAAGUGCCUACCCGAGCACCAGUAGAGGUCUGAAGACAGCGCCCGAGACCAGGAAGUCAUCCCACCGGCGGGGCAUCUGUGAGGCCGAGUCCUCCCACGGGGUGAUCAUGGAGAAGUUCAUCAAGGACGUGGCGCGCAGCUCCAGGUCCGGGCGGGCACGGGAGCCGAAUGAGCGGCCGCACCGGCUCUCCCGGAGGCCGGGCGGCGACUGGAAGGAAGCGUCCUUCAGCAGGAGGGAGGCGGGAGCCUCAGAGGGGGGCGCCUUUGGGGGAGGAGGCUUCAGCUGUAGCUCAGACCUGGUUUCCAAAAGGCGCGCUCUGGAGAGAAAAAGGCGCUACCACUUCGACGCGGAGGGGCAGGGCCCAGUGCACGAUCCCAGGGGCGGGGCGAGGAAGCGGCCCUUCGAAAGCGGCGGUGAGGCCCGCAAGGCUGCCAGGGCAGUGGGCGGCAGCAACCUGGGCGCGCCGCCCGUGGCCCUGUCGCAGCCACCGGACUUGGGGGCCAUGCCCUACGUGUGCGAUGAGUGCGGGAGGUCCUUCGCGGUCAUCUCUGAGUUUGUGGAUCACCAGAUCGUGCACACCCGAGAGAGCCUGUACGAGUACGGGGAGUCCUUCGUCCACAGCGCAGCCGUCAGCGAGGCCCAGAGCCGGCCCGCGGGCGCCCGGCGCCCCGAGGGCGCGCAGGCCGCAGGCGCCACCGGCCCGGCCGAGCGUCGGCGGGGCCCCGCCCGAGAGCACCUGGGGGGCAGCGGGGGCGAGGAGCAGCACGAGCCCCACCUGCCCAGCCCCACCGUCAGUCAGCUUCAGAAGAUGUACGGCAAAGACAAGUUCUACGAGUGCAAGGUGUGCAAGGAGACCUUCCUGCACAGCUCGGCCCUGAUCGAGCACCAGAAGAUCCACAGCCGUGAGGAGAGGGAGAGGGAGCGGGAGCGGGAGCGCAGUACGGGCGCGGUGAGGCGCACCCCCAUGCUCGGCGAGCUGCAGAGGGCCUGCGGGAAGGAGAAGCGCUAUGAGUGCAAGGUCUGCGGGGAGACCUUCCACCACAGCGCGGCCCUGCGGGAGCACCAGAAGAUCCACAGCCGCGGGAGCCCGUCCGACGGCAGGGCCAGAGCCUUCGAGGAGACCUUCAUUCCUGGCCAGUCCCUGAAGAGGCGCCAGAAAACCUAUUCCAAGGAGAAGCUCUACGACUUCAGAGAGGGCGGGGAUGCCUUUGGGCGGAGCUCAGACUUCAUGGAGCACCAGAAAAUUCAUUCUCGGAAGAGCUGCUUCGACAGCCGAGGGUACGAGAAGCCGCUGCUCCACAGCAUGUCCAUGCCUGGGUCUCAGAAGAGUCACACGAUCACCAGGCCACCUGAGGACGAGGACGACGACGACGAGAAGGCAUUCACCAUCAGCAGCAACCCCGAAGACAGCCAGGAGGCCCGGGCCUAUGAGAGGAGUGCCUACGAGAGGGCCAUCUUCCACAGCCUGGCCGCCUUCCGGCCUCCCCGUGGCCUCAGGGAGGACGGGGAGCCCUCCACAUACCUCUCAGGCCUUCGUGACCCGCCUCAGAAGACCCCGGCCUGGGAGAGCCCUUACGCCGGAGGCAGACACAGCUUCUUCAGGAGCUCGGUCUUCUACCGUGCGUCGCGCCCCGCCCCUCUGGACCACCUUGCUGGGGAAGGCCCCAGCGGGUGGAAGAGAGACGGUGAAGCCUCCGGCUCCAGCUCAGACGGCCGCCAGCACCAGAAGGCACGCUCCAAGAAGAAGAACAUCGAGCGCAAGAAUUAUGACACCUCCAUGAUGCACACGCUGCGUUUUGGUGAGCCUCAAACGUUUCGCCCGAGAGAGAGAUUUUACGAAUGUCAAGAGUGUGGAGAGUUCUUUGUCCGUAGCUCUGAGCUGGCUGAACACCAGAAGAUCCACAGCAGAAAGAAGCUCCCCGGAAAUAAAAACUACCUACGGUCUGUCCUUCGCAGCCUGACCUCCACUGACCCUCAGACCAGCUACCAAGGCCAGUCACUGCAGAUGAGUUAUGUCCAGGAAGCAGCUCAGACCAGUUAUGCUGGACUAGGAGCUCAGACCAGUUACACCGAAGAACCAGCUCAGACCAGUUACACCGAAGAACCAGCUCAGACCAGUUACACCGAAGAACCAGCUCAGACCAGUUACACUGAGGCACCAGCUGAGGCCAGUUAUACUGAGGAACCAGCUCAGACCAGUUGUAUUGAGGAACCAGCUCAGACCAGUUACACUGACCCAGCAGCUCAGACCAGUUACACCGAAGAACCAGCUCAGACCAGUUACACCAAAGAACCAGCUCAGACCAGUUACACUGAGGCACCAGCUGAGGCCAGUUAUACUGAGGAACCAGCUCAGACCAGUUGUAUUGAGGAACCAGCUCAGGCCAGUUACACUGACCCAGCAGCUGAGACCAGUUACACUGAAGAACCAGCUGAGGCCAGUUAUACUAAGGAACCAGCUCAAACCAGUUGUAUUGAGGAACCAGCUCAGACCAGUUACACUGACCCAGCAGCUGAGACCAGUUAUACCGAGGAACCAGCUGAGGCCAGUUGCACUGAGGAACCAGCUCAGACCAGUUGCACUGCGGAACCAGCUCAGACCAGUUGCACUGAGGAACCAGCUCAGACCAGUUACACUGACCCAGCAGCUGAGACCAGCUACACCGAAGAACCAGCUCAGACCAAUGACGCCGAGGAACCAGCUCAGACCAGUUGUACUGAGGAACCAGCUCAGACUAGUUAUGCUGACCCAGCAGCUGAGACCAGCUAUACCGAAGAACCAGCUCAGACCAAUGACGCCGAGGAACCAGCUCAGACCAGUUGUACUGAGGAACCAGCUCAGACCAGUUGCACUGCGGAACCAGCUCAGACCAGUUGCACUGAGGAACCAGCUCAGACCAGUUACACUGACCCAGCAGCUGAGACCAGCUACACCGAAGAACCAGCUCAGACCAAUGACGCCGAGGAACCAGCUCAGACCAGUUGUACUGAGGAACCAGCUCAGACUAGUUAUGCUGACCCAGCAGCUGAGACCAGCUAUACCGAAGAACCAGCUCAGACCAGUUAUAUUGAGGAACUAGCUCAGACCAGUUACACUGAGGAACCAGCCCAGACCAGUUACACUGAGGAACCAGCUGAGGCCAGUUAUACCGAGAAACCAGCUCAGACCAGUUACGCCGAGGAACCAGCUCAGACCAGUUACGCCGAGGAACCGGCUCAGACCAGUUACGCCGAGGAACCGGCUCAGACCAGUUACGCCGAGGAACCGGCUCAGACCAGUUACGCCGAGGAACCGGCUCAGACCAGUUACAUUGAGGAACUGGCUCAGACCAGUUAUACCGAGGAACCGGCUCAGGCCAGUUAUAUUGAGGAACCAGCUCAGGCCAGUUAUACUGAGGAACCAGCUGAGGCCAGUUAUACUGAGAAACCAGCUCAGGCCAGUUAUGCCGAGGAACCAGCUCAGGCCAGUUAUGCCGAGGAACCAGCUCAGGCCAGUUAUAUUGAGGAACCAGCUCAGGCCAGUUACGCCGAGGAACCAGCUCAGACUAGUUACGCCGAGGAACCAGCUCAGACCAGUUAUAUUGAGGAACCAGCUCAGGCCAGUUACGCCGAGGAACCAGCUCAGACCAGUUACGCCGAGGAACCAGCUCAGACCAGUUACGCCGAGGAACCAGCUCAGACCAGUUACGCCGAGGAACCAGCUCAGACCAGUUACAUUGAGGAACCAGCUCAGAUCAGUUACAUUGAGGAACCAGCUCAGACCAGUUACAUUGAGGAACUAGUUCAGACCAGUUAUACCGAGGAACCAGCUCAGACCAGUUAUGCCGAGGAACCAGCUCAGACCAGAUACGCCGAGGAACCGGCUCAGACCAGAUACGCUGAGGAACCGGCUCAGGCCAGUUAUGCCGAGGAACCGGCUCAGGCCAGAUAUGCUGAGGAGCCGGCUCAGGCCAGAUAUGCUGAGGAACCACCAGCUGAGACUAGUUAUGCUGAACUAGUAGCUCAGAUCAGUUAUGCUGAACUAGCGGCUCCAACUAGUUAUGCUGAACUAGCAGCUGAGACCAGUUACUUUGAGCCACCAGCUCAGGCUAGUUAUACAGAACCAGCUGAGACCAGUUACGCUGACCCAGCCGCUCAGGUCAGCUUUGAGGAACCACCAGCUGAGGCUACUUAUGCUGAUCUAUCAGCUGAGAUCAGUUAUGCUGAACUAGCAACUGAGACUAGUUAUGCUGAGCUAGCAGCUCAGAUAAGCUAUGAUGAACCACCAACUGAGACUAGUUAUGCUGAGCUAGGAGCUCAGAUCAGUUAUUCUGAGCCAGCAGAUCAGACUAGUUAUGCUGAGCUUACAGCUCAGACCAGUUACUCUGAACCACCAGCUCAGACCAGCUAUGCUGAGCUAACAAGUGAGGCCAGUUACUGCGAGCCGCCAGUUCUCAAUGAAUGUAAGGAGUGUGGGGAAUGCUUUGCCACCGUUGAAGAGCUUGCCAGACAUCAGAAGAUCUAUGCCCGAGAGAAUUUCCAUGACGGGAAGCUGUUUGGAGAGCCUGUGAUGCCGGACCUGGGCCUGGACGGGCCCGAGGGUGAAGAGGAAGAGACGGAGGAGCAGGACGAGCAGGAGGAGCAGGAGGAGCAGGACGAGCCCGAGGAGCCCGAAGACUCCAUCUACGGCUGUAAGGACUGUGGGCUGGGCUUCGCGGACCGCGCGGACCUCCGCGACCACCAGAAGGUCCACCGCCGGGAGCCCCUGGUGGAGAGCCGUGAGUACACGCGCCCCGCGGUGCACGCGCCUCCUGUCAGCGAGUACCAGAAAGAUUGCCUCGGGGAGCAGCUCUACGAGUGCCCGGCCUGCGGGGAGUCGUUCGUGCACAGCUCCUUCCUCUUCGAGCACCAGAAGGUCCACGAGCAGGACCAGUUCUACGGCCACAGGCGGUACGAGCCCUUCAUGCAGCCGCUGAUCGCCGCCCCGCGGCGGCCCCAGGCCCCGCCGAAGAGCGUCCCCUUCGGGGCGGCCCUGCAGUGCCAGGUGUGCGGGCAGGACUUCAUCCACGCCUCCGUCCUCAGCGAGCACGUGCGGGGCCACGCCGGCGAGGGGCUGCCGGAUCAGGGCCAGGGGGGCGCGGGCGCGGCGGGGCCCGGCCCGGCGCCCACGGAGCCACAGCAGGGCCCGGGCGAGGAGCCGCGCUACGAGUGUGAGACCUGCGGCGAGUCCUUCCCCAGCCAGGCCGACCUCCAGGAGCACAUGCGGGUGCACGAGAAGAGCGAGCCCUACGCCUACGGGGCCGCCUUCGUGCACACGUCCUUCCUCACGGAGCCACCCAGGAGGGACUGGCCCUUCUACGAGUGCAAGGACUGCGGCAAGUCCUUCAUCCACAGCACCAUCCUCGCCAAGCACCAGAGGCUGCACCUGCAGGAGGACGGCGCGGCCGCCGCCGCCGCCGCCGCCCAGGGCGCCGAGGCCAACGUCCUCGUCCCCCGCGAGGUCCUGCGCCUCCAGGGCUCCAACGUGGGGGCCGCCGAGCCCGAGGCGGAGGCGGCGGAGCCCGAGGUGGAGGCGGCCGAGCCCGAGGCGGAGGCGGCCGAGCCCGAGGCGGAGGCCGAGGGCCCGGAGUGGGAGGCCGCGGAGCCGAGCGGCGAGGCGGAGCAGCCCCACGCCGAGGCGGAGCAGCCCGACAUGGAUGCCGACGAGCCGGACGGCGCAGGCAUCGAGGACCCGGAGGAGCGCGCCGAAGAGCCCGAGGGUGACGCCGACGAGCCGGACGGCGCGGGCAUCGAGGACCCCGAAGAGGAGGGCGAGGAGCAGGAGAUCCAGGUGGAGGAGCCCUACUACGACUGCGGCGAGUGCGGCGAGACCUUCCCGUCAGGCGCCGCCUACGCCGAGCAUCUGACGGCGCACGCCAGCCUCAUCAUCCUGGAGCCCGCCGGCCUCUACGGCGAGGGCGCCGGCGGCCCCGAGGGCGGCCGGCCCGACGACGAGCUCUUCAAGUGCGACGUGUGCGGGCAGCUCUUCAGCGACCGCCUGUCCCUGGCCAGGCACCAGAACACCCACACCGGCUGAGGCCCGGGGGCCCCCGGGACCCGACCCUCCUCACCCACACACACCAGACCCACCGCGACAGCCCGGACUGCACCCACCCGACCUGGACUUCAGACCCUCGGCUCGGCGGGCCGGGGCCUCCACUGGGACCCGGCCCCCUUCACCCACGCACAACCGGACCCCCGAGCCGGCCUGCACUGCACCCUCCGGCCUGGAUUCACACUCUCGGCCCCCAGGUGCAGACGCCGGCGGCUCCCGUGUCCAGCACAGCAGGUACAUGCGGGACAGCAGGGCACCUACCCGCCCUCCGUGGGGCCUCCGCGGCUGCAGAGAGCACCCAUCUGUGACCGCCCGGGACCUCCGCCACCGCCUCCCGCGAUGUACCCAGAACACAGCACAGCGAACUGGACUGAGUGUGACCCUCACCGGCGGUUCACCUGCAGCCGCACCUCACCUGGUACUCUGGUUUUGCUGUUUUAUUUUUUUUGGAGGAGGAAGAGAGCAACAAAGUACAAUAUAUUUGUAAGCAUUUUAGAGCUUUAGAAAGAUUUACUGUGCGCUGUUUGAACCCUAUCCGUAUCUUUUUGACUGACUUACUGUGUGGUUCCUUAUUCUUUACAUAGCCCCCUCACGGUGUAGGCAUGAAAGGCAGCGCGCCUUGCCCGCUUUGCUGUGUGAAGGGAAGCCUCUCUGCUCCCUUUUCAGCCGCCUCGUCUACACCGACACUUUUGAAACCUCGUGCUGUGUAAGCCUUUAUCAUGUGGAUUGGCCUUUUGUAACCUCAUUGGUUGGUUGCCACCUUGUAACCUUGCAGUGGUUCUCAUGCAAAAAACACUACAAGUUUUUGUUAUUUUUAUUUUUUUAACCCACCUUGAUGUCUCUUCGAUAGUGAAUUUUACAAAAGCCGAAGCUUUUCCCUGUGAGUCUUACAUCCUUGCCUUUAAAGAGUGGGUUGUAACCAUCACUAGAUCACGUGUGCCUAAUGAAGGUUGAGAACCACCGGGGGGAGGGGGGCUCUCCUGUUGUAAAUACGGAUGAGGGGCUACUUCUUCAUUACUUCCCUUUGCGCGCUUCCUGCCUUAAGUGACAAGUAGCAACGUGGCUUGGCCCUUCCGUGCCGCCACAUGGCAAGUUUGCACCCUGGGCGCCCAGGAGCUAGUAUCCUUAGAGCUUUCCAGCCUGAGACUUAAUCCUUCUCUCCACCUGUCUGACCCUCAGCCAACCCCGUAUCUAACUUGCAUUUAAAAAAAAAAAAAUCUUUCUUUACAGCCAACUCAAGCUCAACAUGGACUCAGGUUCCCCGGCAGCCUUAAUUUGUUUCGUUGCCAUCUGUCCCCCCCUCUCAGGAAGCGCCCUCCUGACAAGCACCCCCGCUGUCCUCAGAGCGGCCCCGGUUUCCCGUGUCCUCGUCCCAAGCUGACCUCACCGCUCUGGGGUCUCUUGCGUCCUGUUCUGUGCCCUCCCUCUGCUUCCCCGCCCCCUCUUUGCAUAAUGACUAUUAAGAAAUUUCUUGGCUUUGAGUUGGCUGGCAAAAAAAUUUAAAAAAUUUUUUUAAAAACUUUAAAAAAAAAAGAGGAUCUUGUAGAUGCAGUGAGCAGAAGCUAAGAGCAGACCAUCUGGGAGAGCAGAGCGAGGAGGCCUGCUCUGGAGUUGCGUCCGGACCCCCCUCUCCUAGGUCCCUGCCACGAGGGCUGGGGAGAGCGUGUCAGAGCUGGAGGGAACGCCAAAGUUGGGGAGAGCCAAAGCAGGGGGUCCUGAUGCCUCACACAGACCUGGGAGGGUGGUGUCAGAUGGAAGGAACAUCGGAAGCAGGGACUGGAAGGCCCGAUGGGGGGUGAAUGAAUGAGCAGGGUGUCCUGGCAGUUAGGAGAAGGGCCACUUGGUGGCCUGAGGGCAGCUGCAUCACGAGACACAGCACUGGAAUGGACGCCCCAGCGCCCCGAGGGGCCGCGAGGCCAACAUCGGGGGGGCCCGGGCUGAGAGCCAGCCCGGGCGGCGUGGGGGUGAACCUGGCGCUCAUCGCUGUCGGCGGCACCAACUGGCAGAGUGUUUUCAGAGAGCCGCCUGCCGGUGUCCGUUCCAGCCGUCCUUCGGUCAGUGAGAGAACAGGAACAACUGACAAAUGCCAAAAAUAGGAGCAAGGUGAAGGGCAUGUGUCCGCGGAGUCUGAAUGCAGCUGUCUAGAAAUGAUAAUCAUGGAGAGUUAUGUAGUGACGUGGAGAUAUAUUUACGGAAUACCAAGUGGAAAAAGCAGGACACAGAAUUAUAUUUAUACUACAAUUAUAGCUGUUUAAAAAUGUAUGCUUAUAGUCAAAAGCUGUGGUGGUGGUGCUGUUGUAGGCUUAUAGUUGAGCAUUAUUUUCUUAAAUUCCUUGAUUGUUCUUUAUGAUAGUGUUAAUCAAAAGUUUAUAAUCACGUUUCCAUUGUGAACAUAAUUUGAGAUCAUUAUUCAGGCACUUGGAGAAUACAGAAAAGUGGAGGGAAAAAAAAAAAAUCCAUAUACCCACCAUCCAAAGAUGACAGAUCUACGCCUCACUAUAUUGUUUAUCCUUGUUUCUGUGCACAGGCUUAAAACUGUGUCCCAAACGUGUACUCAGAUUAAGUGUUACCUUUGUGGAAUUACGGUUACACGCUUUCAUCUUAAUGUUUUCAGAUGGCCCUUAAAAUAGUUUCCUGAUAACAAAGUUUAUUAUGCUUGCUUCAAUUAGCAAGCAUAAUACACACCCAGAGGAAUAAUUGAAAAAUGCAAAAUAAAUUAGAAAAGAACAAAAAAGUCGCCCAUAUUCCCAACACCCAACAACUACUGUUAACAUCUUGAUCUGUUUCCUCCAUCUCGUAUCAGUGCACAAGCUUGUGAUUUAUGACCGUGGUGAUUAUGUGUGCAUAAAGUCUACAAUGAAGAAAAAAUUACAGAAAAUAAUUAAAGUAGUGUUGUCAUUGUGGGAUUAUGGUUAACUAUCUUGUCUCAAAUUUCUUGAAUGAUCUUUGGUGUUUUGAGUAUUAAAUCUUAUGUAUGUUUUUCCAUUAAAACUCUUAAUACAUACUCAUGGCAUAUUUUGGGGGAGAUUUAGUAAAGCAAAAGAAAUUCACGUAUAUUCCCGACACCCAACAAUCAUUGCUGUUAAACCUUGAUCUGUGCACAGUCUGAGGACGGGGGUGUCUGAGGUGAGAAUGCAGAGGGCGGAAGAGGAGAGGAAACACGGGAAGCAGUGAGGAAACGGUUGUGUGGUCUUUGCGGCGUGAGGCUGUGGGGCUCGCUUUCCUGGAAGGCUUGUUUCCUUGUCCCGGUCACCGACCUUUCAUCACGGGCACCUCCGUGGUAACCGCAUUGUCUGCCUGUGGUAGAAAGCUGGCAGUUACAGAAGUGUGGAAGAGAGGCGUGCCCCUGUCGCCAUCACCCAAAGACGACGGUUAACAUCUUGACGUGUUUUCUUCAUCUUGUUUCUGUGCACAGGUUUUUGGUUUGUUAGUAUGGUUGUGGCCGUUCUAUCUGUAAUCGUGUCACCAAUAAAAAUAAAGUUAAAAGUAA